This is a messenger RNA of Lampris incognitus (smalleye Pacific opah), 1465 nucleotides long. RefSeq lists its product as uncharacterized. NCBI's taxonomy places the organism in Eukaryota, Metazoa, Chordata, Actinopteri, Lampriformes, Lampridae. The coding region runs from base 650 to 1465 and encodes 271 amino acids. The transcript has 7 exons. The record is from RefSeq and is a predicted model, not a curated record. Gene Ontology annotation, cellular component: plasma membrane.
UGGGCUUUGAUUCGUAUGAUGAGUAGGAAUACGAAAAUAAAAGGGAUCCAUUUCAAGAUGGAGAGGAUUCAAAGCUGCCAGGGCCCAGUGAACCGCAGCAAGCAUCUCUCCAGCCAUGACCACCACAGCCAUCACCACCAGAACAGCCAGCAAAGAGUUCCCGUUCCCCCCGAUCACAAGUGCCUCCGUUACAGUCAUCACCACCAUUCCGUCCAGCAAAGAGAUCCUGUGACCCCCGAGUACAAGUACCUCCCCCACAGCCACCAGCCCCCCAUGCACCAUCACCCCAACCUACACAGCAGUCAGCUCUGCUCUCUUGGAAAACAGAGGAAGACCCGGACACUACUGCCACUGUGUCCAGUUUUCCAUCAACUCGGGCACCAGGGCCACCGCUCGGCUCCACCACCACAUAUACACCCUUCAACUUCUUCAAUUUUUUCUUCCCUGUACAAAUACUGUGUCAAAACACAAACCAUUGGGCUACUAAAAAGACAUCAUAGGGGAAGAAGUACAAAUGGACAGACUUGGAUGUAGGGGAUUUUUACAAGUACAUUGGGCUGCUUCUGUACAUGGCCAUGGUAAAAAUCGACAGUAUCAAUGAUUGCUGGAGGAAGGAUUACCUUUUUCUUUGGCUCUUCCAUCACAGACCAUGCCAUGGGACAGAUACAGAACAAUGUUUUGGAAAUUUCAUCUCAGCGACCCUGAUGAGGAUGUCCAUAAUGACAGAAAAAAGGGCACAGCCCAGCAUGACGGACUCAUCCGACUAAAACCCCUGAUGGACACCAUCAAGAAUGCAUGUCAGCAUGUGAGAGGAAUGGAUUAUGAGAGUGACAAGUGCGCCCGAGUUCUGUGGGACUAUCUAUGUCUUCAUCAACCCCUGGAAAAGAGUGACGUCAUAAUUGGCUUGGGUUGCCAUGACUUGCGUGUUGCCGAGAGGUCUGCUGCUCUUUUCUUGGAGGGUUGGGCUCCCUGGCUAGUUUUCACGGGUUACCUAGGCAACCAGACUGCAGGUGUGUGGACGAGAAGAGAGGCAGAUGUUUUUCUGGAGGUGGCGCUGAGGAUGGGGGUUCCCAGGAGGAACAUCUUAUUGGAGACAGAGGCCACCAAUACUGGAGAGAAUAUACGCUUCUCACACAGAGUCCUAAAAGAGAGCAACAUCUCAGCCUCCAGAGUGAUCAUGGUGCAGCAGCCCUUCAUGGAGCGCAGGGUUUAUGCCACCUUCCUGCGUCAGUGGCCUGACCUGGUGGGGCACAUACAUGUCAUUGUGACUUCUCCACAGAUGAGCAUCUGGGCAUACCCUCACCCCAGCGUGGGCACAGCUUCUGAUCUCAUCAGUUACAUGCUCGGCGUGGUGGAAAGAAUCCGUGACUAUCCUCAGAAAGGCUUCCAGGUGGUGCAGGAAAUCCCCCCCAGUGUUCUUUCUGCCUACCAUUGGUUCCUCCAGGCUGGCUACAGCCCAAAAUGA